AUGGCGACUUCGGGCGCGCUGUUCCCAAGCCUGGUGCCGGGCUCCCACGGGUCCUCCAACAAAUACUUGGUGGGGUUUCGGGCCGGGAAGAUGUCGUUGAAAGGAACCACCGUGACCCCAGACAAGCGGAAAGGGCUGGUGUACAUCCAGCAGACGGACGACUCCCUCAUCCACUUCUGCUGGAAGGACAGGACGUCCGGGAACGUGGAGGACGACUUGAUCAUCUUCCCUGAUGACUGCGAGUUCAAGCGGGUGCCUCAGUGCCCCAGCGGGAGGGUCUACGUCCUCAAGUUCAAGGCAGGGUCCAAGCGGCUCUUCUUUUGGAUGCAGGAGCCCAAGACUGACCAGGAUGAGGAGCACUGCCGCAAAGUCAACGAGUAUCUCAACAACCCCCCGAUGCCUGGGGCGCUGGGGGCGAGUGGGAGUGGAGGCCACGAGCUCUCUGCCCUCGGCGGUGAGGGCGGCCUGCAGAGCCUGCUGGGGAACAUGAGUCACAGCCAGCUCAUGCAGCUCAUCGGACCGGCCGGCCUUGGAGGACUGGGUGGGCUUGGGGCCCUGACAGGGCCAGGCCUGGCCAGCUUACUGGGGAGUGGAGGACCUCCAGCGAGCAGCUCUUCCUCCAGUUCCCGGAGCCAGUCGGCAGCGGUCACCCCAUCCUCCACCACCUCUUCUACCCGCGCCACCCCAGCCCCUACUGCUCCAGCUGCUGCCUCAGCGACUAGUCCAAGCCCCGCACCCAGUUCAGGUGACGGAGCCAGCGCAGCAGCCAGCCCAACCCAGCCCAUCCAGCUGAGUGACCUCCAGAGCAUCCUAGCCACCAUGAAUGUGCCGGCUGGGCCAGGAGGCGGCCAGCAAGUGGACCUGGCCAGUGUGCUGACACCAGAGAUCAUGGCCCCCAUCCUUGCCAACGCGGACGUCCAGGAGCGCCUGCUGCCCUACCUGCCCUCUGGAGAGUCACUGCCACAGACUGCGGAUGAGAUCCAGAACACGUUGACCUCGCCCCAGUUCCAGCAGGCCCUGGGCAUGUUCAGCGCAGCCUUGGCCUCGGGGCAACUGGGCCCCCUCAUGUGCCAGUUUGGUCUGCCUGCGGAGGCUGUGGAGGCCGCCAACAAGGGCGAUGUGGAAGCAUUUGCCAAAGCUAUGCAGAACAAUGCCAAAUCCGAGCAGAAAGAGGACGACACAAAAGACAAGAAAGAUGAAGAGGAAGAUAUGAGUUUAGAUUAAGUUAUUUGCUGUCUUAAGGAAUUAGAAAUCCUAGUCCUGUGAGUCUAGUAGUGGCGUUUGUGAUUCAUUGCAUAUCCUCACCUGUUUAAGCUCACUAAUAAAUAAAAGUUUUCUCUUUUAUCUGCCAA
Molecule: messenger RNA, 1352 nt
Organism: Galeopterus variegatus (Sunda flying lemur)
Lineage: Eukaryota; Metazoa; Chordata; Mammalia; Dermoptera; Cynocephalidae
Gene: ADRM1
Product: adhesion regulating molecule 1
Exons: 10
Coding region: 1-1224 (407 amino acids)
Biological process (GO): ubiquitin-dependent protein catabolic process
Cellular component (GO): proteasome regulatory particle, lid subcomplex; nucleus; cytoplasm
Molecular function (GO): endopeptidase activator activity; proteasome binding; ubiquitin binding
Source: RefSeq, a predicted model, not a curated record